This is a messenger RNA of Zingiber officinale, 1743 nucleotides long. RefSeq lists its product as uncharacterized. Gene Ontology annotation, molecular function: protein dimerization activity. NCBI's taxonomy places the organism in Eukaryota, Viridiplantae, Streptophyta, Magnoliopsida, Zingiberales, Zingiberaceae. Bases 1 to 1743 code for a protein of 580 amino acids. The transcript has 4 exons. The record is from RefSeq and is a predicted model, not a curated record.
AUGAGAGUGAAAAAUGUAAUUCGUGAAGAAAUUGGAGUUGUCAAGUAUUGCAUAAUUGUUGAUGAAUCUCAAGAUGAAUCAAAAAGAGAGCAAAUGUCUUUAGUAUUGAGAUUUGUUGAUACUAAUGGAUUCAUUCAAGAAUGUUUUUUUGGGCUUGUUCAUGUAUCUGAUACUGUGGCUUUGACUUUAAAGAAUGUCAUAUAUUCUACUUUGGCUCACUAUAAUUUGGAUGUUCAAAAUAUUAGAGGUCAAGGUUAUAAUGGUGCUAGUAAUAUGAGGGGUGAAUUUAAUGGAUUGCAAGCUUUGAUUAUAAAAGAAUGUAGAGGUGCUUAUUAUGUUUAUUGUUUUGCUCAUCGGUUGCAAUUGGCUUUAGUUGUAGCAUCAAAAAAUGUGACGCCUAUUCAUCAAUUUUUUGAUAGAUUAACUUUUAUAGUUAAUAUUGUUGGUUCUUCAUGUAAGCGUAAUGAUGAAUUGAAGAAUGUUCAUGCAGAUGACAUUGCACAUUUGAUUGCAAUUAAUGAACUCGAGACAGGGCAUGGACUUAAUCAAAUAGAUGCAACAUCUGUUUAUGAUGAAAUGACUUCUUUUGAUUUUGUAUUCAUCUUGCAUCUUAUGAAUGAGAUUAUGGGGAUCACAAAUAUUCUUUGUCAGGCUUUACAAAGUAAGUCUCAGGAUAUUAUAAAUGUAAUGGAGCUGGUAUUAUCUACCAAGAAUUUACUUCAACAUAUGAGGGAUAACAAAUGGAAUGAUUUGCUUACAAAAGUGAAAUCUUUUUGUGAACUUCGAAAUAUUGAUAUUCCUGAUUUCAAUGCUCCGUAUAUUGAUAGACGAGGACGAACUCGUGUUCAUCAAGACAAUUUCACCAUUGAGCAUCAUUAUCAGGUAGACCUCUUUUAUGCUUCUAUAGAUUCACAGUUGCAAAAAAUUAAUGGGUGCUUUAGUGAUGAUGCUAUGGAAUUGCUCAUUCUUAGUAAUGCCUUAAAUCCUCAAAAUGCGAUGGAGUCUUUCAAAAUUGAGGAUAUUUGUAAAUUAGUUGAAAAGUUUUAUGCCCAAGAUUUUACAAGAGGUGAAAAAGAGCAAUUGAAGAUACAAUUGAAGCAUUACGAGUAUAAUGUAGUUAAAAGACCCGACUAUAAAAAUCUUUCAACCAUUUCAGAAUUAUGUCAAUGGUUGGUGAAGACUAACAAAUCUGUUACAUACAACCUUAUUUUUAGAGUGAUCAUACUUAUGCUUACUCUUCCGAUUUCCACUGCUACUACAGAACGAUCAUUUUCUGCGAUGAAUAUUGUGAAAACAAGGUUUCGGAGCAAAAUGGAAGAUACUUUUCUCUCGGAUGCAUUAGUGGUAUAUAUUGAGAGAGAAAUUGCUAGAAAGCUAGAGUCAUUAUUGACAUGGAAAGUGGAAGGUCUAGACUCUAGAGGGUUUGGUUUUAUGACUUUUGCAUUCAGUGAAGAAGCUUCAGUUGCUAUAUGUGGCAUGGAUGGGAAGUUACUUCAAUUAGAAUGGGGUCCUGAAGAAUCUGAAGAGGAUCCAAGUCCCGUAGAAUCUGAGGACGAUCUGGAAAUGGACCUCGAAGAAUUUGAUGAGGAUACAGAAAUAAAUCUUGAAGAUUUUGAGGAGGAUCCAAGUCCCGCAGAAUCUAAGGGCGAUUCAGAAAUGGAUCUCGAAGAAUUUGAUGAGGAUCUAGAAAGAAUCAUGAAGAUUUUGAGGAGGAUCCAAAGAUGGAUCCUGAGGAGGAUCUAG